Culex pipiens pallens (northern house mosquito) is the source of this 483-nucleotide messenger RNA. It is a transcript of the gene l(2)37Cg, whose product is annotated as probable DNA-directed RNA polymerases I and III subunit RPAC2. The record is from RefSeq and is a predicted model, not a curated record. Gene Ontology annotation, cellular component: RNA polymerase I complex; RNA polymerase III complex. Gene Ontology annotation, biological process: DNA-templated transcription. NCBI's taxonomy places the organism in Eukaryota, Metazoa, Arthropoda, Insecta, Diptera, Culicidae. The transcript is spliced from 3 exons. Gene Ontology annotation, molecular function: DNA binding; DNA-directed RNA polymerase activity; protein dimerization activity. The coding region runs from base 119 to 433 and encodes 104 amino acids.
UUGUGCACCCCUCGGCCAGCAUGUGGUUCGGGAGCUGUCAAAACGGUGCGGUGUUUGUAAACAAAGUCACACCGCAAAUUCCUGUAGCGUUUUACAUUUAGUUUCCAAAAACUCUAAAAUGCCUCUUUUAGCAGAACUCGCUGGUGACGAGAGCUCCGGCGAAAGCUCGCGGACGUUUGUGUUCGAGGACGAAGGCCACACGCUGGGCAACGUGCUGAAGAGUAUCAUCUGCAAAUAUUCCGACGUAAACUUUUGCGGCUACACGGUGCCCCACCCGGCGGAGAACAAGAUGCACUUCCGGAUACAGGCGGCCCGGAACGUGCGAGCGAUCGACGUGCUGCGCCGGGGCUUGGAAGAUCUGGAGCGGGUUUGUGACCACACGAUCGAGACGUUCGAGGCCGCGAUCAAUGUGCACCAGGAGAAUCAAAGUUAAGUAUGGGCGAGGAAUGAGAUGUUGAAAGUUAAUAAAAAUAUUGCGUGUAA